ACUACUUCUUGCCUCCCCAUCCCCAGUCUUUUACUCCGCUAUUCGGUGAUAGACAUCAAAUACUCAAUCUCCUUUGUCGUGCUUGCUUCUCUUGUAUCUCAGUAUUUGCCCAUCAUGCAGCGCACCACUCGUGUGAUGCGGGCCAUCCCCGCACGCCCUCAGUUCCAGCGCGCCUUUCACUCGACCCGCCCUGCUCAGAUCGAAGACGCCUAUAUCCUCGGUGCUGCCCGCACUCCCACCGCGAAGUUCAACGGCCCAUUCAGCACAGUCCCCGCUCCCCACCUCGGCGCCACAGCCAUCCGCGCCGCGCUGGACAAGUCCCGCGUGCCAAUCUCCGAGAUCACAGACCUGUACAUGGGCAACGUGCUGUCAGCAAACAUAGGACAGUCGCCGGCGCGACAAGCAGCGAUCUUCGCCGACCUGCCGGCAACGCUGGACUGCACGACGGUCAACAAGGUAUGCGCAUCGGGGCUGAAGGCAGUGGCGCUGGCGGCGCAGAACAUCCAGCUGGGGCUGGCGCGGGCGCAGAUCGCCGGCGGGAUGGAGAACAUGUCGCGGGUGCCUUACUACCUGCCGCGCAGCGCGCAGCUGCCGCCGUUCGGCGAGAUCAAGCUGGAGGACGGGCUGAUCAAGGACGGACUGUGGGACGUGUACAACCAGAUCCACAUGGGCAUUUGCGCGGAGACGACAGCCAAGAAGCACCAGAUCGGCCGCGAGGCGCAGGACGACUACGCCAUCCGCAGCUACGAGCGCGCGCAGGACGCGUGGAAGACCGGCCGCUUCGCCGCUGAGGUCGCCCCUGUGACCAUCAAGGAUAAGAAGGGCAAGGAGACGGUCGUCGAGCGCGAUGAGGGCUUUGAGAAUUUACGGGCGGACAAGCUGCGCGCCCUCAAGCCCGCCUUCCUACGCGACGGAACCGGCACCGUCACCGCCGGUAACGCCAGUACCAUGAACGACGGCGCCUCGGCCCUCGUCCUCGCUAACCGCGCCCUGGCCCGCGAGUAUGCCGGCGACGGCUCCAACCCCGUGCUGGCCAGAAUCGUGGCUGCGGCCGAUGCUGCCGUCGACCCCAUCGAUUUCCCUGUGGCGCCGGCGAAGGCAGUGCCAAUUGCGUUGCAGCGCGCCGGGAUCUCGAAGGAGCAGGUGGCCGUGUGGGAGUUCAACGAGGCGUUCGCGGCGGUCAUCAAGGCGAACGAGAAGAUCCUGGGCUUGGAGAAUGCCCGUGUGAAUCCCCUGGGCGGUGCCAUCGCGCUGGGCCACGCCCUGGGCAGCUCGGGGUCCCGCAUUCUCGUCACGCUGCUGCACCAGCUGCAGCCGGGCGAGUACGGCGUCGCGGCGAUCUGCAACGGCGGCGGAGCGGCUACGGCCAUGGUCGUGCAGCGCCUGGAGCGCGUAGACUAGCCCGUUUAUCAUGUAUUUAGUAUCAUAACUGUCCCGGGGGAGAACCCCCAGACCCCCCUUUUCUUUCAACUUCCUGGC
Messenger RNA from Aspergillus homomorphus CBS 101889, 1479 nucleotides. Its product is annotated as acetyl-CoA acetyltransferase. Lineage: Eukaryota; Fungi; Ascomycota; Eurotiomycetes; Eurotiales; Aspergillaceae. Gene Ontology annotation, biological process: fatty acid beta-oxidation. Gene Ontology annotation, molecular function: acetyl-CoA C-acetyltransferase activity. Bases 115 to 1401 code for a protein of 428 amino acids. The transcript is spliced from 3 exons. The record is from RefSeq and is a predicted model, not a curated record.